UGGCAGCCAUGGCCUAUCUUCAAACCAAGGAGAACGAAGGUGAAGAAGGGCCUCGAGAACUUCUUCACAAUAACUGCAGUGAACUUUUACUCCGGUAAUUCGAAAGACACUGUACGCAGUAACGACAAAGGUGGUAUUAUCAGAAACAAAGCAAUUGAAAUUCGAAGAAGACGAUAUAAGCCAAUCGCAUCGAUGAGUGAGAGCGAGCAGGUAGCGUGUAAGCAAAAGAUGUUAUUCCUAGCGAAACGUAGUGAAGAAAAAAAAGAAGGGGACCUACGAUAUCGAAGAGUAAUGAAUCGAGAAAAGGCAAAGAUUAAAACAGAAGAAGAAUGGCAGGAGAGGAGGGAUUAUGCAAAUGAUUGGAAAGCGGCUGAGAGAGACAGACAAAGUAAUCUGGUCGAUAACCCCCGUGGUGCUCAUGAGCAGAGGAUGAUCAAAAUUUAG
This is a messenger RNA of Botrytis fragariae, 444 nucleotides long. RefSeq lists its product as uncharacterized. The transcript has 4 exons. The record is from RefSeq and is a predicted model, not a curated record. The annotation marks the transcript as partial. Lineage: Eukaryota; Fungi; Ascomycota; Leotiomycetes; Helotiales; Sclerotiniaceae.